Messenger RNA from Aspergillus piperis CBS 112811, 870 nucleotides. RefSeq lists its product as uncharacterized. Lineage: Eukaryota; Fungi; Ascomycota; Eurotiomycetes; Eurotiales; Aspergillaceae. The transcript has a single exon. The record is from RefSeq and is a predicted model, not a curated record. Bases 427 to 600 code for a protein of 57 amino acids.
CAUUCCUGAAGAUCAAACGACCAGCUGGCAAGUGGGGUAUGAAAAUUACUUGACGCGCCGCGCGUGGUGAGAGAGAGAUGUACUAUUUAUCGCUCUGCCAUGUCAAAAAGGUUAACGAAGAUUAACUCUUUUUUCGUCCGUGGCAGGAGAAGCAGAGGUAUGUUAUUGAUUGCUUGCUUCACGGCCCUUGGAGAUGGCCAUUGUCGAAAAGACCUAGUAUUUGAAGCUUUCUGUAUUUGAGGAAUGAAUGGAUUUGAGCGUGUCAUUAUCGAUAGGUGAAUCUGGUCAGUCCAUCCAUGUACUUUCCUUUCAUUCACCACCGAUAGUUCUGAAAACGGCGCGUACCGUACAUCAGCCCCUGACUCCGGCCCAGACUUUGAGGUCGUGUGCACAUCUGUAUAAUUAUAGCUGCGUACAGAGGAGGGGAUGAAGAAAUUGCAGCGAGUAAGGACAGAAGUUCACACCUCACAUCUUAGAAUCGGUGUUUCAGGUCAUGCAGCAGCGACAGAGACAUGGGUCAGUAAGCGCCGUGGGGGGGCAAAUGGAACAUUAUAUGAAGAACCUAAUCAAAAGCGCUUCGAGCUGAAGAGGAAAAGAUAAUUAUAUCAUGAUCGGUCGAAUCUAGACUAGAUCGACGCCUCUUGUAUGCUGGUUGUUACACCAUGUACGGAGUUUCUAUUGUCUAUCUAGUGGCCAACCGACAAUCAAUAGACGGGCUGCCGUAGCGCCGGCUUCAAGGGGGGUUGCAGGUGGUGAAACAUGGGGUGGGGAUACGUGGUCGUGAUAGACACGCGCGAAGGAGCGACGGGCGCGCCAUGCGUCGUGGAGGAGACAGUUUGGUUGGUGAAGAGGCACGAAGGGGAAGAAAGG